Molecule: messenger RNA, 492 nt
Organism: Striga asiatica
Lineage: Eukaryota; Viridiplantae; Streptophyta; Magnoliopsida; Lamiales; Orobanchaceae
Source: the annotation of a GenBank genome assembly
AUGGCGGUACGAUUUGCCGUGAAUCGGACAAGCUGUCUUGCUCCUCCUCCUUUUACCCGCUCACAUAACCCUCCUCUUUCUCUUCCUAUUAUCAACUCUCCUCCUACGUUUACCCGCUCUCAUCCUCUUCCAGUUAUCCACUCUCUUUUGAAACGCUCUUCAAUUCGCUCGAACGUCUAUUUUGACCCAAAAUGCAUCACAUGUGAGCUAUAUAACUUCAAGUUGGACUCUAAGUCUGAGACCUCCGAAGACGGGAACGAGCAAUUAGGUUCCGAUCAUCGUUCGAAAAUAGCAAUGGCGGUGCGAUUUGCCGUGAAUCAGACAAGCUGUCUCUGUCUUGGUCCUCCUCCUUUUAUCCGCUCACAUAAUCACCCUCUUUCUCUUCCUAUUAUCAAGUCUCCUCCUACUUUUACCCGCUCUCCAAUUGUCCACUCUCCUUUUUUGAAACGAGAAGACAACUUUGUCACGCUGUACUACAACUUCAUCAUCUAA